AUGCCGACUAUGGAUCACUCAUCGCUGCCCUCCAUCUGGGGUCGGCAUGAUGCCGAGGACGAAAGCGUUCUCGAAUUUCUCAACCACAUCCCCGACGAGACAGGAGCUUUGAAACGACGCAAACGACUCCCUACCGAUUCACCCAGCCCUCCAGGGUUCACGAAAUCCAAUGGUCGCUGGCUUGACCCUCUAAAAGAAAAUUUAGACGACUUGCUCAAUCGAUUACCUAGUGAUGCGCCCCUGCACACACGGCGGGGGACCACCAUGGAGCCGCAUGAGAAGCAAAAUGUGACACCACUUUUGAACUUACCUGCAGAGCUCCUGCAUGCAGUGCUGUCUUACCUUGCCCCGUUCGAUCUACUGAACGUCACAGCAACUUGCCGGACCCUCCGCGAAUAUGCCGUGUCCGAGCUACACUGGCACCGCUGCAUCCAGCGUAACGUACCAGGCGUCUGGCUCUCGACACCCGGCCCAUGCAAAACCUAUCGCGAAUUAUACUCUGCACUCGACCGACUAUGGUUUCUACCGCGAUACAAAAUAUGGUUCAGCGACCGCGACCUCAUGGGCAAGCUUAUCCUCGCUCGAUACGAUCAACGCAGGGGCUGCAUUGAAGCGUUUCAGCUUCUCGCCGUCAGUCGCAGAGACUCCUACGAUCAUUGGCCCGCAGACAAGGAAGUGAUUAUCCAUGGAUUUGAGCCAAAGGUCAACCUACAUCUUGACAAACCAGUUCUCCAGUUCAAAGUGCACAAGGAAGGCAAAGCAGAACGACAAUUUCGCAGUCGCCCCGGCGCUAACCGAUUUGCCGACGAGAUGCCUAUGACGUUGGACGACCGUCUGGCGGGCAUGUACAGCAACUUUAUGCUGACGCGACCACUUGAUCCGGAAGAGGCGGACAAGAGCCUCUCCAGCGAAUACCCUUACCACCACAUCUGGCCGCCACCAGCCAUCCCGGCUCGACACCAUGUCGCCGGCAUUGAAUCCGGCCAAGCCGUUGUGCAGACAUCCACUUAUGACAGGCCCAGACGCCGCUGCGAAGUGUCAGAUCAGACCUUCCGAAUUCGGCAAUGGAUGGAGCUCAGCGGAGCACCGCCGCCGCCGCUGCCCUGGGCUGCUGCACCUUUACCUAACAGCAACGGCGCUGAGGCUCCCAUUGGAGUGCAUAUCGGUGAGGAAAUCGUUACAUACUCCACCUUAGAUCCCACGCUAUACACACCGACGGCUACGAAACCGUGGCGUGGGAUCUGGGUUGGCGACUACAGUGGCCACGGCUGCGAAUUUCUAUUGGUGAACCAGCCGGACGAUCCUCCAGCCACCGAUCUUGACCUUGGCCUGGAGCGACGUGACACUGAGACUGAAGAUGAGUGGCAAAAGAGGAGACUGAACGCCCGGGUCUACAGAGGUCGACUAGAGGCGAUCAAGCUGACAGGCGACCCAAAUAUACCUCGCGGCGAAUAUACAUUUGUGGCUGAUGACCUUGGCCCUGCCGGCUAUGUGGGCGAUGCCCAGGACGAGUUGUUUGCUGGAGCUCGCAUAGUGAGAAGUAAAGGGCAUGUGGCUGCAGCCGGGUUCCAUCGGGACAAGUUUAUUGAAAGCCAGCUUAUACUAUUAUCUCCUAACCGGCUGGCGCAGUACUGGGUUGGGUUUGGACACAUAAGCUUUUUCGAACGUGUACAUAUUGACGAAUUAAUCAAGACAUGA
Messenger RNA from Akanthomyces muscarius, 1698 nucleotides. RefSeq lists its product as uncharacterized. Gene Ontology annotation, molecular function: protein binding. The record is from RefSeq and is a predicted model, not a curated record. NCBI's taxonomy places the organism in Eukaryota, Fungi, Ascomycota, Sordariomycetes, Hypocreales, Cordycipitaceae. The transcript has 3 exons. Bases 1 to 1698 code for a protein of 565 amino acids.